Messenger RNA from Drosophila navojoa, 367 nucleotides. RefSeq lists its product as uncharacterized. The record is from RefSeq and is a predicted model, not a curated record. Lineage: Eukaryota; Metazoa; Arthropoda; Insecta; Diptera; Drosophilidae.
GUAGCGUUUCUUUCAACUUCAAAAUAUGAGAACUAAGAGUUCUUUGUUUACUUUGAUUUUCGUGCUGUUGCUCAACUUCCAGCUGAUUUCCGGCGAAAAGUCCUCCUGGGAGGCGCUGAAGAAAUGGGCUCUAAAUGGUGAUCAAUACCGAUUGAAUUCGGAGAGAUUCAGCAACGUGAUAUCACUACGGAUGAUAUUAACUACAAGGAAGGGCAAAUUUAAAAUACUCUCGAGCUGCACAGUCGUUAAAACUGAACUCUUUAAUAAAUGGAAGGGUCUCUUAAGUCACCCAGACUUGAGUGCAACAGCUGGCUUACUUUUCUUUGUUUUUGUUUUUUUAUUCUUCUUUAUUUUUUAUGGUGCCUGA